This is a messenger RNA of Symbiodinium necroappetens, 252 nucleotides long. Lineage: Eukaryota; Dinophyceae; Suessiales; Symbiodiniaceae. The record is from the annotation of a GenBank genome assembly.
AUGAGCUGCUUGACGUUGGUCGGCAGGCAUGCUCGAGCGGACCACCGCCACAUCGGAAAGGUUCAGCAGGCUUCCUACCAGGGCUUGGCUGAGAACCUUGCUGCGUUUUACGCCAAGGCUGGACGACGUGGUUUGGAGAGCACCAAUGCACCCUCAGUUCUUCUUCGGGGACGGCCCAUGUCCCUGCGCCAUGCCAUCAAGCAACUGGUUCCGCCAGAAAUGGUUGUGCAGAUGCGGACGGCCGUAUCUUGA